Molecule: messenger RNA, 870 nt
Organism: Cornus florida
Lineage: Eukaryota; Viridiplantae; Streptophyta; Magnoliopsida; Cornales; Cornaceae
Exons: 1
Coding region: 131-697 (188 amino acids)
Source: RefSeq, a predicted model, not a curated record
UGUAGUGUUGCAACUAUAUAACACCCCUUCUUCAGUUCUUCCCAUCCCAUCCCAUCCCAUCACGUCCUAUUCCUAGCUAUAACUCAUCAAACAGCAAAACCAACAAGCCCAAAACCUAAAAAAAAAAAAAAUGUCUCUGGUCACAGAAGAGAUCAAAGCCAAUGCAGAGGUCUACUAUGGAGAUGAAAUCUGCCAAGAGAAAACAAAGCUCCUCCUCAAGGAAGUAGGCUUGCCCAAUGGCCUCCUACCCUUGGAAAACAUAGUAGAGUGUGGUUAUGUCAAAGACACAGGAUUUGUUUGGCUCAAACAGAAGAAGAAGACUGAACACAAGUUUGACAAGGUUGGCAGGCUUGUGUCCUUUGCAACUGAUAUCACUGCCUACGCCGACCCAAACAAGAUCAAGAAGCUGACUGGUGUCAAGACUAAGGAGCUCUUUCUUUGGAUCACAGUGAGUGACAUACACAACGACGAUCCGCCUACCACAAAGAUCAAUUUCAAGACUCCCACAGGUAUAUCCAGGUCUUUUCCGGUGUCGGCUUUUGAGGUUGAGGAGGCCAAGGAGGUGAAGGAAAGCAAUGGAGUGACUAAUGGAGUGAAGGAGGUGAAGAAAAGCAAUGGAGUGACUAAUGGAGUCAAUGGAGGAGUGAAGGAGAUGAAGAAAAGCAAUGGAGUGACUAAUGGAGUGAAGGAGGUGUAAGUGUAGCACCAGCUGCUAAUUAAAAGAUAAAGUGUUUCAUGUACCCAAAAUAAUAGUGCCCUUUUAUUAUCUCUCUGUUGAUGUUUCUGAAUGUUUUCUAUAAUUAGACUUCUAUGAAAUUAAGGGUUAAAAUUAUUAUAGGGUUCUAUAUUUAUCUGAAGAUGCUACAAAGU